UACUGGAAAAUCCGAUUCUUGAGGAAACCGAGCUUCAGCCAGUGCCAAAAAAAAUUCUGACAAAAACGGCAGCCGCAUCUCUCUACCCCGCCACGACCUCACUGUUCAACUCAUCAAGUUGGCUCUGCUUCUCUCCAAGCGUCUCUUCUCCCAGCCGCGUCAAUUUGCCGGUGCUAUCUUAUUUAAACUACCGAGCUCCAGCCAAUUCCGAAAAAUGGGUGAGAUUACGCACGCGACCAUCAAAGAUGGAUGGUUCCGCGAGAUCUCCGACAUGUGGCCUGGCCAGGCCAUGACUUUGAAGGUCAAGAAGGUCCUGCACCAUGAGAAGAGCAAGUAUCAGGAUGUCCUGAUCUUCGAGUCCACCGACUACGGCAAUGUGCUUGUUCUGGAUAAUGUCAUCCAGUGCACCGAGCGUGACGAGUUCUCAUACCAGGAGAUGAUCACCCACCUGGCCAUGAACUCGCAUCCCAACCCAAAGAAAGUGCUCGUCAUUGGCGGCGGUGACGGUGGUGUUCUCCGUGAGGUUGUCAAGCACGACUGUGUAGAGGAGGCCAUCCUCUGCGACAUUGAUGAGGCUGUCAUCCGCCUCUCUAAACAGUACCUCCCGCACAUGUCUGCCGGCUUCAACCACCCCAAGGUGAAGGUCCACGUGGGAGACGGCUUCAAGUUUCUCGACGAGUACAAGAAUGCUUUUGACGUCAUCAUCACGGAUUCGUCAGACCCGGAGGGCCCGGCCGAGUCUCUGUUCCAGAAGCCCUACUUCCAGCUUCUUCACGAUGCCCUCCGCGAGGGCGGCGUUAUUACCACCCAAGGUUCUGAGAAUCAAUGGCUCCACCUGCCGCUGAUCACCAAGCUUAAGAAGGACUGCAGCGAGAUCUUCCCGGUGGCUGAGUACGCUUAUACAACCAUCCCGACUUACCCCUCGGGCCAAAUUGGAUUCAUGGUCUGCUGCAAGGAUCCCAACCGCAACGUCAAGGUUCCCGUCCGGUCGUGGACCAAGGAGCAGGAGGGCGAGCUGUGCAGGUACUACAACUCGGAAAUCCACAAGGCCGCCUUCAUCCUCCCCACCUUUGCUCAGAAGGCUCUGCAAUGAAGCAGUUGUGCAGUGAUGGCAGUCGGUUUGGUGCUCGAGGACACGUAGGAGUCCUCACACCGAUGGCCGAGGCGCUUAAGACAAAAAGGAGUGCAGCAAGAAUCGGUUCGAGUCCGAGAGGCGCUGUUAUUAGAGUGGGUAGACUAGC
This is a messenger RNA of Canariomyces notabilis, 1241 nucleotides long. RefSeq names its product spermine synthase. The record is from RefSeq and is a predicted model, not a curated record. Gene Ontology annotation, molecular function: catalytic activity. NCBI's taxonomy places the organism in Eukaryota, Fungi, Ascomycota, Sordariomycetes, Sordariales, Chaetomiaceae. Gene Ontology annotation, biological process: polyamine metabolic process. The transcript is spliced from 5 exons. The coding region runs from base 215 to 1093 and encodes 292 amino acids.